Exaiptasia diaphana is the source of this 2903-nucleotide messenger RNA. RefSeq lists its product as uncharacterized. NCBI's taxonomy places the organism in Eukaryota, Metazoa, Cnidaria, Anthozoa, Actiniaria, Aiptasiidae. The coding region runs from base 1354 to 2271 and encodes 305 amino acids. The transcript has a single exon. Gene Ontology annotation, biological process: regulation of mitochondrial membrane potential; negative regulation of insulin receptor signaling pathway; regulation of cell population proliferation. The record is from RefSeq and is a predicted model, not a curated record.
ACGAAAGAAUUGAUUUUUAUUGAUGAAUACCAUCAUUACUUCAAAUGUUUAUGCAACUUUUGAUGCUAUCAUGUUUUCCAUGCCUUCAUUUUGACAGUGGUGGCGAAAUUUGAAAAAAUAGACUGUGUACAUCCGUUUCUCACCCCUCCAAAAAAAUCGGGGAGAGAAAGAACGAAAAAAAAAACAAUCGAGAACCAUCUUGACGAUCGAUAGAUGGAUAUGACGUCAUUCCCUCAAACUAGUUUGACUCAGCAUGAUUUCUUGUUAUUUUCAGUAAAUAGACAUUUAAAUUUUUCGUCUCAAAAAUAUAAUUUGGGAGGGCUCGAUAUCAGAUGACGCUUUUCCUGUGAUUGUAAAAAUAUCUCAUCGACAUCGAAAAAUACCAUCGGGUGCUUUUUGGCGCUCGUAAAAUUCAACCUGAAAGAUGUGUUUGAGGAAAUGGUUAUAGUUAGGAAGGUGUGGUUUUCGUGGGUGACCCAAAUUGGUCUGCGUUUCCUGAAUGUUGUAUGUUAUAUGUGCUCCAUAAAAACUCGUAAAGUCAAAAUGACAUUGAUGAAGGAGAUGCUGUUGUAGUUUCCGCAUUGCGGAAUCAGCUUCUGGUAGUGUUGAAAAACACGAAGCGAGUAGGCUUGCGAGAUCGUCUUUCCGUCACGCACGCUGAUGAUGUCAUUGUAUAAUCAAGUCAAAGUCAUCUUGAAUUUCGCCAGACCCUAAUAUCGUCUUGUUAACAUAAUACUCAAGUUUAUAUAUUUGCUUAGAUGUUGUACGGCCCUUUGACUAUACGUACAUCUAUAUACAACCACUGGAGCGUUUUGUUUACAAAAACUCAAGGACAAAAGCAUCUGUGAGGUGUCGCUUCUGAUCUUCUGGUUAAUUAAAAUCGAAGAGGUUUUCAUUAGGAAUUUGAUGAUCAUCAUUAUAGGAUUUCCAGGGACCGGAACGCACUGGCAUUGACCAUUUAAUUUGAGAAAAGAGUUCUUCGUAGAAACGAGUCUUCUGUGGGGACUGUAAUAGGAUUAUAUAUUCGGAUUGGAUGUCGAAGACUAGACCUGGCUCGGUCAAUGCUGAACGAAGUCUGAUAUAACUAGUUUCAAGCUGAAAACGUGUCUUUUGAUUAACAUAACGGUAAGAGGGCACUGUAUCGCUGAAUCAACCCAACACAUGUGAUACCAGUUGAAUUUCGCGUGCUAUUUCCGCUAUUGGACGAUACAUCAUGUUUACGAAAUAUGCUCGACUUGUGUCAUGAGUUACUAGCCGUCAUUAAUAUACUGGCUUCAGGCGCUUUACGGCGAAGUAAAUUUUGAAUUCGUGCUGAAAAAGCUGGAGUUUCAUUCAAGGGACAACAUAAUAGGAAUGCUAAGGUUGUUUGCAUGUCGUUCCGAUACAACAACGCUCGACGAGGAGAAGGACUACACGACUGUCGACCUCGAGAGACACAGGCCGACAUACAAAGUCAAAUAUUUAGGCUGCGAGGAGCUUUACAAACCCGAUUUAUCGCAAAUGUGCGAUACUGUAAACGACAUUUAUAACAGACAAAGAAGUCGGUUCAAGAAGUUAAACCGUUGUUCAUUAGUUAUAACAAAAGAAGCGCUGAUUCUACGAGAUCCGGACAAAACAGAGGACGAAGAGCAAGGAUUCUGUCUGAAGCGAAUACUGUAUUGCGGUGUGUAUGGUAGACAUCAACGAUUGUUUUUCUAUAACUAUCAAUUUGGAAUAAAGGGAGACUUAGUAAAUUGCCAUGCUAUAUUAUGUGAAAGUAAAGAAGAAGCCAAAAGCUUGGCUAAAGUCAUUUCCAAAGCAUUCAAAUACGCUGCUCACAAAGCGCAUCAAGAGGACUUGGAAAAUCGCAAACUCCAUGCGCGAGGGCUAAGUCAAAGUAGUCUUUCGGAGCAAAGAAGGUACUAUGAGAGCUCUCGAGGAACUUUAAACGCCAGCGAGGAAUUCCCGCCAAAGGGCAAAGAAGGAAAAGAAAGAGUUAGAAGGUAUAACGAUUGGGAGAUUACGGACUCUUCACGAGAUGAUACGAGUAUGAGCUCAUUUACUGCGGAAAUUCGUGAUAUAAUGGAAACAUCUUCUAUCACAAAUUUCGAUGAAAUACAAGAAGAAUCUUCUAGUCUACUUGAACGAUCCCAGGUUGACGAUGAGAAUACGGUUAGCGAUGAAAAUUCAAGUCAAAAAGGAUAUGAUUUUCACCCGAUGGAAUUUUCAAUGAAUAUUGAGGACAUCGACCACUGGUCUCUUGUUGAGAAUUUAUUUUCGACGGAUGUAUAGCUAGAGAAUAGCUAGCCGGAAUAUUUACGACAUUAAUAACGUCUGGUAUCGAGACUGGAAGAUGCGUAAGCUUUGAACUGAUAAUAGUCGUCUUAAGUGAAAUCUCCAUGUAUUUGUUUUCGAAAAAACACAGCCACUCAUCGCAAUUAUACGACGCCUCGAGGCGCUGUCACGCUAUGUUGUCUGCAUUGAAUGGCGUUCUAUAAAGAUGACUGCAACAUUAAUUAAACAUGCUCCAGAAUCCAUUCCACCCAAGACUCUCUCAUAGAACAUUUUAGCGUUCGUUUGGGUCUACUUUUAUAAUUGAACAUAUAUAUGUUUUCGAUGUUUUCUUCUUGAAACUAUCACAAAUAACUCAAUAAUAGUUAUUGGUGGCCAAAGUAUUUUGAUUACUUGGUUCUAGCAUUAGGGCUAUACGAAGAAGGUAUUUGUGUUAUUUGGGCUUAAAGUAGAUUUACAGAAAGUACUCUUCGAUUUUAUUCAAGUAAUGGAUGUCACUCAAGUUAUUCCAUACAGGUCUUCUUUAGGAUCCUCUGUACUGUCUCAGACAAACAUUUGGUGUUUAAUCUAUUAACUACAAUACCAGUGUAAGAAUUAUAUUUAGAAUUUUAAUAAAUUCAUGCAAACAGAGA